GACAAUUAAACUAACCUAUAAAAAAUGAUGAUAUGUUGACGUGUACAAUAUAAAAUUUAAACUAUAUGGAUAUAAAGAAAGACUGAAAUGUUUAAAUUUUCGAUAACUUCGUUACUCUUCGGGGUGUUCAUAAUAUUCAUAUUUAAUUCAGUAUGGAAUUUGGUUGUGCUAUUUACGCCCCCUUCUUGCGCAAAAGGAGACGUGUGUUUUCAUUCCUAUUUAAACACAAAACCUUCUUUAGAUCUACUUGUUUAUGUUACUGAUAAUUCACGAUCAGGAGAUGAACAAUUAAUAUUAAAAGUUAAUAAAUUUAAUUAUGAUGAACCAUUUGAAAGAGUAAUUGAGUUGGAGAUAUCAAAAACAGUUCGAAAUAAUGGUAGUUUAAUAAUUCACUCGGUAAUUUUACCCUCAAAUGUAAAUAAUGAAGAUUUAUCAUUGAACGAAGCUAGAAACGUUUAUGAAUCAAGUUACUUAAAAGGUCGUUUAACGAAAUAUGUUGUACCAAAAAGUUUUACCUUUAAUCUUUUAAAAGAAGAAUCUAAACAAUCAUCUGUUAAACCAACAACUCAUAUCAAAAGUAGAUACUCAAUCAUGAUGUGUAACAGUGAAUUACACAUUCCAGAAACAAAUAUUCCACAAGAAGUGAUUCAUUAUUUAAAAAUUAAUAGGAAAAGACAAUUUCUUCCGAUUGUUGUUAAUGAUUUUAUGCAGACAAGGUUAAGAGAUUUAGAAGAAAUUACUAAAGAAACAUCUCAAAUAAUGUUUAAUUAUAUUUAUAACCCAGUUUCAAUAGGUAAAUUUAAAUUUAUGGUUGAGAUGGAAGUUACAAUAAAGAAUUUUAAAAAACUUGGCUUUACUGAUAAAGAUAUUGAUGAGGUUAAAGGAGUUUUUGCUGAUACUAAUUUAUAUCUUUUGUGUGCUACAAUUUGUAUUGGAAGUAUUCAUCUUUUGCUCGACUUUUUAUCAUUUAAAAAUGACGUCAGUUUUUGGAAAUCACAUAAAUCAAUGGCUGGUUUAUCAACAAGAACGGUUGUAUGGCGUGCUUUUUCUCAAACAAUCAUAUUUUUAUACCUCUUAGAUGAAGGUACUUCUUACUUGGUUUUAGUCCCAAGUGGAAUAGGAACAGCAAUAGAAUUUUGGAAAGUAAACAAAGUUUUAAAACCAUCAAUCACAUUUAAUGGAUUAAAAUUUAAUAAACAUACCACUGAAACGGAAGCUGAAGCAAAAACUCGUCAAUACGAUGAAGAAUCUAUGAAAUACUUAAGUUAUAUUUUGUAUCCGUUGUGUAUUGGUGGUGCGAUUUAUUCACUUCUUUAUCAACCACAUAAGAGUUGGUAUUCUUGGACAAUUAGCAGUUUAGUAAAUGGGGUGUACGUUUUUGGAUUCUUAUUCAUGUUACCUCAAUUAUUUGUAAAUUAUCGUUUGAAAUCGGUGGCAGCUUUACCAUGGCGUGCGUUCACCUACAGAGCGUUUAACACGUUUAUCGAUGAUAUUUUUGCAUUUAUUAUAACAAUGCCAACAGCUCAUAGAUUGGCAUGUUUUAGAGACGAUGUUGUAUUUCUUAUUUAUCUUUACCAAAGAUGGUUGUAUCCUGUUGAUAAAAGUCGUGUUGAUGAUAUUGGCGCAGAAGAAAUUAUUGAAACUACAGAGAAAAAGAAAGACAAAUAAUAAAAGAGUGAUUUAGGAAAGGUAGAGAAUUUAAAGACAUUCCUUUUGAAUUAAUUCAAGCAAUAUUUAUGCAUAAAAUGUUUUGUUCUAGUACAAAAAAUAAAUGAAUAUUCACAUCA
Messenger RNA from Onthophagus taurus, 1787 nucleotides. RefSeq names its product lipid scramblase CLPTM1L. The record is from RefSeq and is a predicted model, not a curated record. NCBI's taxonomy places the organism in Eukaryota, Metazoa, Arthropoda, Insecta, Coleoptera, Scarabaeidae. Gene Ontology annotation, cellular component: membrane; endomembrane system.